This is a messenger RNA of Bacillus rossius redtenbacheri, 2988 nucleotides long. RefSeq lists its product as uncharacterized. Gene Ontology annotation, biological process: proteolysis. The coding region runs from base 1 to 990 and encodes 329 amino acids. Gene Ontology annotation, molecular function: serine-type endopeptidase activity. The record is from RefSeq and is a predicted model, not a curated record. The transcript has 8 exons. Lineage: Eukaryota; Metazoa; Arthropoda; Insecta; Phasmatodea; Bacillidae.
AUGCCAGCAACUCAAGUAGCAUCAGACAGGACCGGGCAGACGGCGUCCCCCCGCCGGCCGGACCGGCGCUGUUCCCACGCGACGCAGCGCGGCGACGCCAUGGAGCGAGCGCGGCUGUGCAGGUCACUGCUGGUGUCUGCGCUGCUGGCGGCCGGCGGCCGCACUGCGCCCCGCGAGGAGCACUACGUCAUAGACAACAGCUCGUCUCGGCGCCUGCAGGACCCGAGCAGAGUGCGCUUCGGGGACUUCCCCUUCGUCGUGUUCGUGGAGAGGCGGACUGACACGUUCGUGUGUCUGGGCUCCGUCGUGUCGCAGUUCUGGGUCGUGACGUCGGCGCAGAUGAUAGGCACCGUGGCCGAGUCCGUCAGGAGCGGCGUGCGGGUGCGGGCGGGGUCCCUGGAGCGAGGGCGAGGCGGCGUGCUGCACGACACCGCCAAGGUGGUCACGCACCCGCUCUACGACCAGCCGCACAUGUACGAGAACGACAUCGCGCUCGUCAAGGUGAGGACCUCGUUCACGCACGACAACUACGUGAAGCCCAUCAAGAUGGCGACCCUGGUGGACUCCCUGCCGCCUGGGACUUCCGUGAAGGCUUGUGGCUGGGGCAAGGGGCGCCACGGCGGAGUGAGCCAGUUCCUGCUGCAGACCACGCUGCAGGUGGUGUCCAACAGGAGGUGCGACUCCUCCAGGGGGAUCACCAGUCUGCGCGAGAAGCUGGGUCCGCAGGUGCGGGUCACUGACACCAUGCUCUGCGCCGCCUCCUCCAACAAGGACACCACCACGGGCGACUCAGGAGGACCGCUGUUCCUUCUGCGCGACGAGAAGCCCCUGCUGGUGGGGGUCAUCUCGUGGGGCGAGGGCAUGGGCGACGUCGACACCCCCGGCGUCUACACCAGCAUCGCCAAGUACCGCAAGUGGAUGUUCCUGGAGAUGGCGUCGGAGGGCCUCCUGCACGCCGGUCCGUUCAACGACACAGACGAGCUGGCCUGAGGCUGGAACUCCAUUCGCCGGUCGGCGACGUCGUAGAGUACGCUCUAGUGCUGCACCUUCACGCACCUCCACUGCUGACAUGCCAGUGGCGCCACAAGAGGACCCCAUCGUCUUUAACAUCGACGUGUGUUGGCGAAGUCAUAGAGGACGCUCUAGUGCUGCACCUUCACGUACCUCCACUGCUGACAUGCCAGUGGCGCCACAAGAGGACCCCAUCGUCUUUAACAUCGACGUGUGUUGGCGAAGUCAUAGAGGACGCUCUAGUGCUGCACCUUCACGUACCUCCACUGCUGACAUGCCAGUGGCGCCACAAGAGGACCCCAUCGUCUUUAACAUCGACGUGUGUUGGCGAAGUCAUAGAGGACGCUCUAGUGCUGCACCUUCACGUACCUCCACUGCUGACAUGCCAGUGGCGCCACAAGAGGACCCCAUCGUCUUUAACAUCGACGUGUGUUGGCGAAGUCAUAGAGGACGCUUUAGUGCUGCACCUUCACGUACCUUCACUGCUGACAUGCCAGUGGCGCCACAAGAGGAUCCCAGCGUCUUUAACAUCGACGUGUGUUGGCGAAGUCAUAGAGGACGCUCUAGUGCUGCACCUUCACGUACCUCCACUGCUGACAUGCCAGUGGCGCCACAAGAGGACCCCAGCGUCUUUAACAUCGACGUGUGUUGGCGAAGUCAUAGAGGACGCUUUAGUGCUGCACCUUCACGUACCUCCACUGCUGACAUGCCAGUGGCGCCACAAGAGGCCCCCAGCGUCUUUAACAUCGACGUGUGUUGGCGAUGUCGUAGAGGACGCUCUAGUGCUGCACCUUCACAUACCUCCACUGCUGACAUGCCAGUGGCGCCACAAGAGGACCCCAGCGUCUUUAACAUCGACGUGUGUUGGCGAUGUCGUAGAGGACGCUCUAGUGCUGCACCUUCACAUACCUCCGUCGUAGAGGACGUUUUAGUGCUGCACCUUCACGUACCUCCACUGCUGACAUGCCAGUGGCGCCACAAGAGGAUCCCAGCGUCUUUAACAUCGACGUGUGUUGGCGAUGUCGUAGAGGACGCUCUAGUGCUGCACCUUCACAUACCUCCACUGCUGAAAUGCCAGUGGCGCCACAAGAGGACCCCAGCGUCUUUAACAUCGAUGUGUGUUGACGAUGUCGUAGAGGACGCUCUAGUGCUGCACCUUCACAUACCUCCGUCGUAGAGGACGCUUUAGUGCUGCACCUUCACGUACCUCCACUACUUACAUGUCAGUGGCGCCACAAGAGGAUUCCAGUGUCUUUAACAUCGACGUGUGUUGGCGAUGUCGUAGAGGACGCUCUAGUGCUGCACCUUCACAUACCUCCGUCGUAGAGGACGCUUUAGUGCUGCACCUUCACGUACCUCCACUACUUACAUGCCAGUGGCGCCACAAGAGGAUUCCAGUGUCUUUAACAACAAUGUGUCAUGGACCUCACAGCACUGCUACCACUACCAGUACUGUCGGAAAGGCCAGUGCAUGUUUCCUCAAUUUCUGCCAGAGAAGCCACAAAGAACUGAACUCCGCGUUGUCUUGAACCCAAAACUGUCAGACUGAUUUAAAGUUUCGGUUCCCGCACAUUUUAAAUUCUCGCCGGUAUUUUUUUUUUCCUCCAGCGAUUCUGAAGUGGGCUUUCAAUUUUCAUCUCCACUUACUCUCAGGAACCAUCAGUAGAGCUGCGAUGGACUCUCGCGACUGUAUCACUAUGUUAUCUAGAAGGUGAACUACACUUUAUUUAGUGUAUUUUCACAUUAUCAUGUCAAUGCCAACUAUAAACACCUGACAACAAUGGAGCAGAUGAUUUUGGGUUCCUGUAGCUCCAAUUCACUGUAACUUUGAACCAUGUUUACAUUCUGCAACAACCAUUGUUUGUUGUUGGUUUAUUGUCAAUUUUGCAGAAGAUUUUCUUAGAUCUGUCUUUCUGUAGAUGCUAGAAGCAUAGAUAUGUGACAUCAUGUUGCAAAUUAUAAUUUGUCAACAUUCUA